UGCUGCUCUUACAUGAGGAUAAAAGCUAGUUUCAGCUGACUUGGUUACACUCUGAUAGGAGGCAUCAUGGGGAGAACUGUGGUGCAAAUCACCCUCAUUGGGCUGCUGCUGGCUAUGGUGACCACACUGCCAAACAAGGAUGACUGGGACAUCUACAGCUUUCACAUCAACUCCACAGUGACCAGUCGUUAUGCCACCACUGUCAUCACAAGCCGUGUGGUCAAUCGUAUGGACGAGUCAAAGGAAAUUGAAUUCCAUGUUCGGAUUCCCAAGAAUGCCUUCAUCAGUAAAUUUAGAAUGUUCAUCGAUGGCCAGGUUUAUGACGGUGUUGUGAAAGCUAAGGAACAAGCUCAGCAGCAGUACACUGAAGCUGUGUCCCGUGGAGAAAGUGCUGGGCUUGUCAGUUCUGUAGGGAGGACCCUGGAGGAAUUUAAGACCUCUGUAACUGUGGCUGCUCACAAAAAGGUCACCUUUGAACUCACAUAUGAGGAAUUGAUGAAACGCACACAUGGCAAGUACGAGCUGCAAAUCCACGCUCGACCCAUGCAGCCUGUCAGAGACUUCAAGGUGGAUGUGUACAUUCACGAGGACGCUGGCAUCAGUUUCAUCGAUGUGAAAGGAGGACUAAGCACCAAAGCCCUCACUAAUGCCAUCACCAAAACACAUGUCGAUAAACAGGCAUGGGUGCAUUUCUAUCCAACAGUUGACCAACAGAAAAUAUGUGACAGCUGUGGAGAGCAAGGUAUGAAUGGAGAUCUGAUUAUUGUUUAUGAUGUCAACAGGGACAACGGACUGGGACACAUCAAGAAAUCUGCUGGGUACUUUGUUCAUCACUUUGCUCCAUCCAAUCUUCCCAGAAUACCAAAAAAUGUUGUCUUUGCUAUUGAUCAAAGUGGCUCAAUGGGUGGCAGAAAAAUACAGCAGACGAGGACCGCAUUAAUCCACAUUUUGAAUGACCUGGCAGAAGAUGACCACUUUGGUCUGAUCACUUUUGAUGGCAACAUUUUUCACUGGAAACAGGAACUUGUUCAGGCCAACAGUAAAAACCUGGAAAGUGCCAAAAACUUUGCACGCAACAUUAAUGCGAGAGGAUCCACAGACAUAAAUCAAGCAGUGUUGGAAGGAGCAAGUAUGCUGAAUGUGCAUAACAGAGAAGGUUCAGCAUCUAUCCUCAUACUUCUCACAGAUGGAGACCCAACCUCAGGGGAGACAAAUCUGGAAAAAAUACAGUCAAAUGUAAGAGAGGCUAUUGCAGGCAAAUUCCCAUUGUACUGUCUGGGUUUUGGUUUUGAUGUUAAUUUUGAGUUCCUUGAGAAAAUGUCGCUGCAAAAUGACGGUGUGGCACGGCGGAUUUAUGAAGACUCUGAUGCUGAUUUACAGCUGAAGGGUUUCUAUGAAGAGGUGGCCACACCUUUGCUGACAGAUGUGAUGAUGAUCUAUGUGGGCGGGACCAAUCUAACCCAGACUAACUUCAGUCAGUAUUAUAAUGGCUCUGAGAUUGUGGUGGCUGGCCAGAUCACAGACAAUGACAUUGAAACCUUCACCCCUCAAGUUGAAGCCAUAUCAAGUAAAAGAAGAGUCAUAUUCUCUAACCCUAAUGCCACCGUGGAAUCCACUGGGAGAGUGUCUGAUGACCGUAUCCAGAGGGUUUGGGCCUAUCUCACAGUUAAACAGCUUCUGGACAAAGAACUUCAGGUCUCUGGACCUGAGAAAGAAAAAGUGAAGAAGGAGGCUUUAGAGCUUUCGCUGAAGUACAGCUUUGUGACCCCUCUCACAUCUAUGGUGGUCACAAAGCCUCUGGGUGAGACCACCGACGUGCUUCAUAAACCCAAGGAAGGUGAAACACCACAGAGAUGGCAGCCCACUAGAGGUCAACCCCUUUUAACACCACAGAGAGGUCAUGGCUAUAGUGGUUAUGAUAUGUCUUACCCUGUCCAUGGCUCCAGCCCAGUUGGUGGUGCUGCUGUAUUUCCAGAUAUGUCUUACUCUAUCCGUGGCUCCAGCCCAGAUUAUGCUCGUGUGCAGUUUUCAGGUCUGUCUCCCCCUGUCCGUGGCUCCCUCCCAGUUGCUGCUGGUGCGCAGUUACCAGGUCCUCCUCCUCCUCCUCCUGACUGGGUCCCAGGGUUCUCAUUUGAUGAUGCUGUUCAAUCAGUUGACAGUGAGUCCAGGGCCCUAUCUCCUCCUGUGGUUCAUUCUAUACAUGUUGAUGGUAUAUGGCAUCGGAUGGCAACUGAUGUUCCUCCUCUCCACAGGUUUUUGCUAAAAACUGAGAAUCAGACUGUUCCACUUUGCUUUGAUGUCAGAGGAUCUUCAUACCUUAAACUACUUCACCAUCCCAGCAGGGAGCUGUUUGUGAAUGGUGAGGUUGAUUCCAUUCCAAAUGGAGGCUUCAGCAGAAUUUUUAUACACUUCAAAAUCAUCAACCAAGUUGAGAUUGACACCAGCGGGGUCACUGUACGAGAUGGACGGACAGUGACGCAUCACACUGGAGAGAAUCUCAUCACAGCUGGAAGUAUGACAGUGAUUAUGCGCAACAAGGAAAUAGAUGUUGCAGCUGGAGAUAUGCGCCUGGUCGUCUUAGUUCAUGAGAAGAAUGGCAACAAAUUACUUUGGCCAGUUGUAAGGCAACAUCCCUCAGCCAGCGACGCUGAAGGACUGUUAGCUCUUCCAGCAGUUUAUGAGGAGGUACAGCCAGGUCCGGUCACAAAACUAAAGAUUAAAAACCAGACGAUAAAUGCUUAUAGUGCCAGUGUUACUGACUACAGCAUUACCUCUCCUGUUGCAACGAACUGCUGGCACAUGUCUGCUGAGUCUGCCCUGCAGAGACCACUGGACGAUUUUUCCGUCAUACAACUUUAACUGUGAACUGUGUGAAAUUACUUUGAAAUAUUUCAUGUAAAAGAAAGAAGGCAAACAUAUGCCUUGUAUAUUGUGAUGAAGAUGAACGAAUAAAAAUUAUCCCAGAUUCCUGAA
This is a messenger RNA of Archocentrus centrarchus (flier cichlid), 2973 nucleotides long. RefSeq names its product inter-alpha-trypsin inhibitor heavy chain H3-like. Lineage: Eukaryota; Metazoa; Chordata; Actinopteri; Cichliformes; Cichlidae. The transcript has 23 exons. The record is from RefSeq and is a predicted model, not a curated record. Bases 67 to 2859 code for a protein of 930 amino acids.